Molecule: messenger RNA, 960 nt
Organism: Cryptomeria japonica (Japanese cedar)
Lineage: Eukaryota; Viridiplantae; Streptophyta; Pinopsida; Cupressales; Cupressaceae
Exons: 2
Coding region: 1-960 (319 amino acids)
Source: RefSeq, a predicted model, not a curated record
AUGGUUUCUCAAAGGAUUUGGGUAGGGCAGUCUCAAGUUGUGAGGGAUUUAGAAGAGUGGGAGCUUUGUGAAGAGAUUUUUUGGAAGCGAAAGGCUCAGAUUGAUUGGCUUCAAGAAGGGAAUGGGAAUACAGCCUUUUUUCAUAAAUCGGUGCAAGCUCUUUGGAAUGGGGGUUAUAUCUCCUCUUUGGUGAAUUCUAAAAGCAUUCAUCUAACUUCUCUUCAAGAUUUGUGUUGUGAAGCUACUCAGUACUAUUCUGCUCUCUUUUCAGAAGAUUCACCUCCAGCUGGAGCUGGGGAGAAUAUGGUUCUUGCUUGUAUCCCCACUUUAGUCACCAAUUUGAUGAAUAAGUCCCUUAUGUGUCCAGUUUCUUUGCCUGAGUUGAAGGAGGUGGUUUUGGAGAGGCUCAAAGUGUGGCUCCCGAAUUUAAUAUCAGGGGAGAAAGGAGGUUUUGUGGCUAGUAGACAAAUUUUAGAUGGGGUGGUGAUCACUUCUGAAGCCAUUCACUCUAUGGCGAUUUCUAGAGAUAAAUCUAUGUUCAUCAAGCUAGAUAUGGCCAAAGCGUAUGAUAGAGUUAAGUGGCGCUUCUUAGAAAAACUUCUAAUUUCUUUUGGUUUUAGUCAAGAGUGGGUCAAUUGGAUGAUGAGUUGUGUUACUCCUUAUUCCUUCUCUGUUAUUAUCAAUGAUGAGUUGUCUAUAUUAUUUGGUGCUUCUAGGGGUCUUCAUCAGGGGGAUCCUCUUUCUCCCUAUGUGUUUAUUCUUAUGGCGGAAGGCUUGGGUAGAUUUAUUAAGGCUAGAGUUUCUCAGGGAUUGAUUCAAGGUUGGAGUUGGGUUCAUGGGAUACCCACACUUUCUCAUUUUCAAUUUGUGGAUGACACUACUCUUUUGGGGGCUGCUCAUCUUCAGGAAGCCGAGUAUUUCAGACAAACAUUAGAUAUUUAUUUGGCUUCUUCAAGUUAG